CCGCGCAGCGCGGCCCAAUCCAUCUGCCCACUCCCCUCCAUCGCCCAAGCCCUAACGCACGGCGUCUCAGCUUCGCAGUCCGCCGCCGCCCCGGCCGCCGGACGCGCACACCCCGCGGCGCCGCUUCAUCAAGCUCCUCCGUGCCCGUCGUCCCGGCGGCUCUCCGACGAAACAACCGGGGCGCGCACGCCACGCACGGCUCGGCACCGAUGACGAGGACCAGCGGCGCGAACGGCGGCGGCGGCGGCGGGCAGUCGGGGAAGCUCCCGCGGAAGCGCUUCUACCGCGCGCGCGCGCACAGCAACCCGCUCAGCGACUCGCACUUCCCGAUCCCGAUAUCGCCCGACGACUUCGACCUCUCGCAGCACUACCCGCGCUACUACCCGGCCGACAAGGGCGAGCGCGGCGACGACGAGGAGGUGGAGGCGCCCCUGAUCCGCUUUGCGGACGUCGGGUGCGGGUUUGGUGGGUUGCUUGUCGGGCUCUCGCCGCUCUUCCCCGACAAGCUCAUGAUCGGCAUGGAGCUGAGGGACAAGGUGACUGAGUAUGUGAAAGAGAGGGUUCUGGCUUUAAGAGCAUCAAAUCCAGGACAGUAUGACAACAUAUCCGUCGUGCGCACCAAUUCAAUGAAAUACAUUCCCAACUACUUCAGGAAGGCUCAGCUCUCCAAGAUGUUCUUCCUGUUCCCUGACCCUCACUUCAAGGAGAAGAACCACCGGAGGAGGGUGAUUAGCAUGCAGUUGCUCGACGAGUACGCUUUUGUGAUGGGAGUCGGAGGAAUCAUAUAUACUAUCACCGAUGUUGAGGAGCUUGGUGUAUGGAUGCGGUCGUGUCUGGAGAAACACCCGCUCUUUGAAGCUGUUCCAGAGGAAGAGAUAGAAGUCGAUCCAGUUGUCAAGUUACUGUCUACUGCCACUGAAGAAGGCCAGAAGGUCGCGAGGAACGGAGGGCAAACUUUCCAGGCCAUCUUCAGGCGCAUCUCUUUGCAAGAGGAAUAAGCAUUUUGGGGAGUUAGUAGCUCAUAGCACUAGUGCACUUUCCGAGAAUGUGCUAGAUCGAUCUGUGUCAUUUCUAUGCAUUUUUGUUAGUAGGAUUUCAGUAUUCUGUAGUUUUACCUUUGUUCUGGUGACCAAAAUGUGUGGCUCUACCCUAGUUCACAAAAAGAAGAAAAACAGGAACAUUGCUUUGACUUCAAGCUCACCGAGAGUUUGCAUUAUGUCAAAACUCUAAUGUUGUGUAGUAUUUUGCAUUUUUUGGAAAAUUAUAUUUCUGUCUGGAAA
Messenger RNA from Lolium perenne, 1280 nucleotides. RefSeq names its product tRNA (guanine-N(7)-)-methyltransferase. The record is from RefSeq and is a predicted model, not a curated record. Lineage: Eukaryota; Viridiplantae; Streptophyta; Magnoliopsida; Poales; Poaceae. Gene Ontology annotation, cellular component: tRNA methyltransferase complex. Gene Ontology annotation, biological process: tRNA methylation; RNA (guanine-N7)-methylation. Gene Ontology annotation, molecular function: tRNA (guanine(46)-N7)-methyltransferase activity.